CGUCAUCGGCCGUUUUCGCACGUGAAGAAUCCAUGGUAGAAUGAGAGGAUUUGUCGACGUGAAGUGGUGAAGUCAUGCAUCUAACUUAUCGAUCUCCGCCCCGUUUUAGUCCGUGCACCAGAACCGCCCAUCACUUUUUCGACGUCCAAGCAUCAGAGCAACCCAUAUCUCCCUGGAAAUCCCCACAAUGGCGUCAAACUAUGCGUGUCGCGCCUGCUCGAGGGCGCUGUCUCGGCCCCCCAAGCUCAUUUCUCAACCAUCGCAGCUCUCCCGCGCAACCUCCACACACAUAACCGCUCCCCUUAUAAACAAGCGCACCUACUCGACCGCUCCUCCUUCUCCCAACCCCAGCCCGCCUCCACCCCCCAGAUGGCGCGCCCCCGGCGCAAGGAAAAUCGCCGAAACCUUGCGCAAAAAGGCGCCCAUUUUCACAGAAACCUACGUAGCAUACGGCGCGACGGGGGAGCUCUUCAAGAAAUGCGCUGCCCCCGGCGCAUACACAAUUCCGCAGGCGACAGAGAAAGGAGCGGAGAUCCCGACAGAUGAGGACGGCACGCAUGUAGGCGUCGGAAGCGGAUGGUGGUAUGAUACGCUCGGUCUCAAACCCACCUUCAACAACUGGGCCCAAAUCACCUUCCUCCACAUGUACAUGCUACAAGUCCGCUUCCGCAUGUUCCCCUCCACACACGCACCCAUCUGGAUCCAGCACCUCACGAACCACGCCUUCGCCGCAGCCGAAGACCGGCUCUUCGUGUACCACAAGUUCACGCAAUCGUCUCUCCGCCAGCGCUAUCUGAAGAACGUGUUUGCGAGUUGGCGCGCGGUGUUGAUGGCGUAUGAUGAGGGAUUGGUCAAGGGCGACGCGGUACUCGCGGCGGCCGUGUGGAGGAAUCUGUUUGGGGCGAGGGAGGAUGUGGAUGCGGAGAAGUUGGCGAUGAUUGUGGGGUAUAUGAGGAGGGAGAUUCGGAGAUUGGAGACUACCGGGGAUGAUGAUGUGGCGGGUGGGAACUGGGAGUUUGGGCCGGAUCCAGGGGCCGAGGCGGAGUUGGUGAGGAGAGAGGAUAGGGGCAUGACUGCUAAAGAGGGUCCGCAGCAGGUCCAGAGUGGGGAGGCGAAGGCUUGAUUGGGUGGGCGGGAGUGCUUGUACUUUUAUCAUGACGGGAUGGGGUUGGUGAAGAAUUGUAACAUCGUGGAGGAUGCACUGAGCUGAUUUGAUACGGGGUUUAUUGUACGAUUAUCAAGCCGAGCGGGCCCAUGUGCCUGUAAGUCUCAGGGGGUAAGCUGCAGCUACAGACACAUUUUGUCCUCUAUACGGAACAGUACGGGGCUUAUAGGAAAUCCUGAUUCUUUCUGUUGAAAGUGCUGAUCCAAAGCCGUAUAGAUCAGUCGCCUUUGCUAGCGACGAGACCACUAACGCUAGUAUUGAAUCG
Messenger RNA from Westerdykella ornata, 1430 nucleotides. RefSeq lists its product as uncharacterized. Gene Ontology annotation, biological process: mitochondrial respiratory chain complex III assembly. NCBI's taxonomy places the organism in Eukaryota, Fungi, Ascomycota, Dothideomycetes, Pleosporales, Sporormiaceae. The coding region runs from base 188 to 1123 and encodes 311 amino acids. The transcript has 3 exons. Gene Ontology annotation, cellular component: mitochondrion. The record is from RefSeq and is a predicted model, not a curated record.